CAAAUGACAAUUGACAUAUUUUGUCAUUCAGCCUACAGCUAUCCAAUUUGAUAGAUAACCUAAAUUUGUGAAAAUUCAUGCUGUUUUCAAUAUAUUUCUUUUAAAAUUAAAUCCAUCUUUGUGAUGUCUAAUUAGUUAAUGCAAGAAUCAUCAAGUUUUUAAAUGUGUAAAGUGUAACUUGGUGAUUGUGGUAUAAAUUAUUCUUUGCAUAAUGGAUUCGCCGGUAUCAGCGUUUGCCGUUUAUAGUACUCUUAAACCCAAAAAACAAAAGAAAAAUAAAACAAGAAAGCCAGCGUCACCGAAAAUCUUACCAAAAAAAACUGUAGACAAUGAUACGAUGCAUAAAAUUGGAUUAAAACUCAAGAAAAAGGGAAAUAUACAAAAAAAUGGUAAGAUUACUAAAAAGAAAACCCAGAAUAAAAAAAAAGUGACUCAGAGAAAAACAAAAGUGAAAGUUGAUAAAAGACUUGAUGAUAAAAUCCUGAUAUCAGAUGAUGAAGACAUCCCUCAGCUAAUACAAGGACCUUUACAAUGUGAUAUUUCGAUAAAUACAAAUGACAUAGAUUCUGGGACAUACUCCCCUCAAAGCAAUGAAAGCUUUGAAUUCACUCCUGUGAAAACUGACAGCAGUGAAGAAGGUUUAAAAAUUCUUAAGUGGAUGAUAGCACCUUGUACAGUUGAUGAAUUUUUAAAUCAAAUCUGGGAAAAGAAGCCCAUUCAUAUUUCUAGAAAGAAACCUAAAUACUAUAAGGAGCUUAUUACAACACCAAUGAUAGAUAAAAUGCUAAGAACAGAGAAUAUUCAGUUCACAAAAAAUAUAGACAUUACAUCUUAUAUAGAUGGCAAAAGAGAAACACAUAAUCCAGCUGAUAGAGCCCUUCCUCCUUUAGUGUGGGAUUACUACCUAAAUGGUUGUAGCAUAAGGCUAUUAAAUCCACAAACUUACAUGUCCCGAUUACACUUACUUAAUGCUACCCUUCAAGAAUUCUUCAACUCAUUUGUGGGGGCUAAUGCCUAUUUAACACCACCAGACAGCCAGGGCUUUGCACCUCACUAUGAUGACAUAGAAGCAUUUAUAUUACAAACUGAAGGAAAGAAACGUUGGCGUGUUUAUAAGCCCAGGGAAGAAAAUGAAGUACUUCCACGUGUUUCAUCAAAAAAUUUUACAGAUGAUGAAAUAGGUUCACCAAUGAUGGACAUUGUUUUAGAGGCUGGAGACAUGCUUUAUUUUCCUCGUGGAUAUAUCCACCAAGGUAUGACUAUUGAUGGAGAACAUUCACUUCAUGUAACAAUAAGUAUGUACCAAAAACACUCAUGGGCAGAUUUAUUUGAAAAAAUGUUACCAGCAGCAUUACAACUUGCAAUAAAUGAAAAUGUAGAAUUACGGCGAGGAUUACCAUUUGAUAUUUACGACAAUUUUGGUAUAGUACAUUCUGAUGUAAAUACCCCUCGCAAGCAAGAAAUUACUGAUUUAAUUAUAAGCAUGUUUGAUAAAAUUAAAUCACAUUUACCAAUUGAUGAAGCUGUUGAUCAAAUGGCUAAAAAUUAUCAAAGAGAUGCUUUACCACCAGUUGUGUCCGAUUUGGAGAAAGCUGUAACUGUGUAUGGAGACACAGAUGUUAUGGUAGAUGAUGGAAAGGUGAUUAACAGAGUGGAAAUAAGCCUGGACACUAGGAUUAGAUUGUUAAGAAAAAAUGUAUUAAGAAUGGUAUCAGAAGACUGUAUAAGAUUGUACUAUCAUGUUGCAAAUUCUCUGGAGUAUCAAGGAAAUGAAUUACCUUUCUUGGAAAUAGAAGAAGACAUGGCCCCAGCAAUAGAAACUUUAAUAACAUCAUAUCCAGAAUAUGUGUCUGUUGAAAAUCUAGAUUUACAAGAUGACUUUAAAAAAUUACAAAUUGCUGAUGUAUUAUGGACUAGGGGAUUAAUUAUGACUGAAUACCCAUUAGAAAAUAUUGAUGAUGAUUAAAUGUUUCAUAAGACAA
Messenger RNA from Zerene cesonia (dogface butterfly), 1982 nucleotides. Its product is annotated as bifunctional lysine-specific demethylase and histidyl-hydroxylase NO66-like. NCBI's taxonomy places the organism in Eukaryota, Metazoa, Arthropoda, Insecta, Lepidoptera, Pieridae. Gene Ontology annotation, molecular function: histone H3K4 demethylase activity; histone H3K36 demethylase activity. Gene Ontology annotation, cellular component: nucleolus. Bases 212 to 1966 code for a protein of 584 amino acids. The transcript has a single exon. The record is from RefSeq and is a predicted model, not a curated record.